GAGGCCGUAAGACAAUAAGACUCCGGAUCGUAGUCAGGCCCCUUGCCACGGAGCCAAGGAUGAAAUACUCCAUUUACCCUUUCGCGUGCUUACCUAGCUGUCCGUAUAUAUCCUUGUCAAUUCAAGCAAGUAGGUCCCCCUUCCCAUCACGGAACUCUGCGCCCACCUCUUGCAGUAUUCGUCCAACAAAAGGCCACAGACUCCGUUCUUCGUCCUUUCUUGCCUAUUUUCGUCCUAUUUCGCCUCUUCUCUGGGUCUCUUUCUCCUUUCUAGGCCUGACGUUCGUUUCGCAUCCUCUUCCGUUCAACAAUGUCCGAUGACAAUAGUCACGGUUUCUGUCCGGAUAUUAAAAUGGUCGAGGUAGCAUCUCCCAUCCAAAACUGUUGCCGCGGGUCAGGCGAAUCUCUGCCCCCCAGCACCAAUCUUACCUGGGCGCCCACAACUCACUGCGAUACCUCCCCUUCGCUCAUGGAAUCCCUAGAUUCCUUUGAGCCUCGACCCUUCCCUCCCCCUUCACUGCUUGACGUCCCCGUCGAGUACAUCAUCGAUCAGCUUCAUAAUUUGGCUCCGCAUUAUUGGGAUAAACUCGAGACUGCAGAUUGUACAUUAGUUGUUCCCGUCCCGUAUCCCGGCGGCAAGCACGCCUCGGAACCACUUGAAUCCCCCUUACCCUCAUACGAUCCGUCCGGUCUUGGUCGACGCGCGACUGAGCCAACACUGACCGCUGUUCCGUUAAUACGGAUGCAGCUGCAUACCGACUACCUCUCUGCCCACUCCAGUUUCCUACGCUCGCUCUUUAGUGGAGCAUCUCCCAUUGACCUAAUAAACCCAACAAGCUCCCUACAUCCACCAGGUCUGCGAACCUCUUCCGGAAAGUUCACAAUACCGCCGAACCGCUUGCCCCGACUAAUGCCCUCAUCCACCCCGUCCCAUCCUGUUCUCUAUCUCCCCAUACCAGACCCGGCGUCUUUGCAUUACGUUGUACAUUGGAUGUACUUUGGCACAACCGACAUGAUAGAAGACGCCCUCGUCCAUGGUGUUAUACAAUGGGAAGGUAUCGCACGUAACGUCGAAUACCUAGGCCUACCUACGGACAUCAAAGUAUUCUUGGGAAGAUGGUUCGAGCGAUGGCUGAAUCCUGACCGGCAUGGAAUAGACGAUGUCUACGCUUCUGAUGAGGAGGAAGAAUCGGAUACGGCAUGCAGUGAUGAUGAUUAUGAUGAUGACGACCUCAUGAAUGACUUGGAUUCGGAUAGGGAAGGAAUGUGUUGGAAAGAUGGCAGAGAUGACGACGAGGAACCCUGUCGUGGGAGGACCCGGGCUACCAGGUGCUUGUCAUGGGCGUCCACGGCAUCGACAUCAGCGGUGUCGUACGAGUCUGUUUGAUGACCCUUCUUCUUCCCUUACGCAUUGCUUUUUUUCGAUUUCACCCGUGGAUGCUUUUUUCGUUCGCACUUAUCAUUAUUAGUUGCUCUUACUAGUCCUGCUUUCGACCGAUUGUUCUUCGAUUUCACUAUUAACACGUUCCUUCACCGUCGCUCAGAGUCUCAAGAGAACUACUUGUAUUACUACACAUCCUAUUAGUUGAGGUAUACUCACAACAACAAUAAAGAGCGAAAACAUAAUAAAGAACAGGAGCCGGACCCCUCUGGACCCAUACAACAAUGGUAUAAUGUCACAUGUGAAAUCUUAUUGUUCACUGCCUCGCUUUGUGCUUGCUUCGGACGCGGAACUCACGGUCACUAACGCGGGGCUACGGAGUAA
This is a messenger RNA of Desarmillaria tabescens, 1764 nucleotides long. RefSeq lists its product as uncharacterized. The record is from RefSeq and is a predicted model, not a curated record. The coding region runs from base 310 to 1386 and encodes 358 amino acids. Lineage: Eukaryota; Fungi; Basidiomycota; Agaricomycetes; Agaricales; Physalacriaceae. The transcript has 4 exons.